AUGAUCACAGACGUGCAGCUCACCAUCUUCACCAACAUGUUGGGCGUGUUGCUUGUGGUCCUGUAUCACUAUGUGGCAAUGAACAACCUCAAGAAGCAGGAAUGA
Apodemus sylvaticus (European woodmouse) is the source of this 105-nucleotide messenger RNA. Its product is annotated as dolichyl-diphosphooligosaccharide--protein glycosyltransferase subunit 4-like. The record is from RefSeq and is a predicted model, not a curated record. The transcript has a single exon. Gene Ontology annotation, cellular component: oligosaccharyltransferase complex. Bases 1 to 105 code for a protein of 34 amino acids. Lineage: Eukaryota; Metazoa; Chordata; Mammalia; Rodentia; Muridae.